CUUUUCUUAUCUCUAUCUCUCGUUUACACCAUUUUAAUGGCCCCGGUGAGAGUAGGUGCUACCGGAGAAACACUUAACAAGGUGAACUUCGCUGCCCCGAGAAGCUUUGCGACCGCGUUAAAGUCCGACUUGAAGGAAACCUUGUUCCCAGAUGAUCCGUUUCAUGACUUUAAAGGGAAGCCAUUGCCAAUCAAGGCUAAAAAAGCGGUACAAUAUUUCGUUCCAGUCUUCGAAUGGCUUCCGAAAUACACCUGGAAAUUGUUUAUGCGUGAUCUUUUAGCCGGGAUUACUAUCGCUAGCCUCGCCAUUCCUCAAGGCAUUAGCUAUGCUAAACUCGCUAACAUUCCUCCCAUCAUCGGUUUAUAUUCGAGUUUUGUUCCACCUCUAAUCUACGCGGUUUUCGGGAGCUCAAAACAUAUAGCCGUUGGAACCGUAGCCGCUUGUUCUUUAAUCAUAGCCGAUACCAUUGAAACAAAAGUUAACCCGAUCGAACAGCCAGACCUUUAUCUUAAUCUAGUCUUCACGGCUACGCUCGUUUCUGGUGUAACUCAGCUCAUACUUGGUGUUUUCCGGCUUGGAAUCUUGGUAGAUUUCUUGUCACAUUCUACUAUUAUUGGCUUCAUGGGAGGGACAGCAACACUAAUUUGUCUUCAACAACUUAAAGGAAUUUUGGGUUUGAAGCAUUUUACUACACAUACUGAUAUGGUAUCUGUUAUACGUGCCAUCUUCAAAAACAAAAGAGAGAUAAGAUGGGAAAGUGCGGUUGUAGGUGUUAUUUUCUUGGUCUUUCUUCAGUUUACAAGAUUUGUGAAGCAAAAGAAACCGAAAUUGUUUUGGGUGUCGGCAAUAGGUCCCAUGGUAGUCGUUACAAGUGGAUGCAUAUUUGCCUAUCUUGCCCAUGCAGAAAAACAUGGCAUUGCAAUAGUGGGUGACUUGAAAAAAGGAAUUAAUCCUUCCUCUCUGAAAAAUUUGAAUUUUGAUCCCAAAUAUAUAUCAGCACCAAUUCAAGCAGGACUCAUAACAGCCGUGAUUGCUCUUGCUGAAGGGAUAGCAAUUGGAAGAAGCUUUGCCAUAAUGGAAAAUGAACAAAUUGAUGGUAACAAGGAAAUGAUAGCAUUUGGUCUCAUGAACAUAGUUGGAUCUUUCACAUCUUGCUACUUAACUACAGGGCCGUUUUCAAAAUCCGCGGUGAAUUACAACGCAGGGUGUAAAACACAAAUGACUAACGUAGUGAUGUCGAUGUGUAUGAUGUUAACAUUACUCUUCUUAGCACCCCUCUUCAGUUACACUCCUCUUGUUGCUCUCUCGGCCAUUAUCAUGUCGGCAAUGCUUGGUCUCAUUGAAUAUGAAAAAGCUUACCAUCUCUACAAAACCGACAAGUUUGAUUUCAGCAUUUGCAUGGUUGCUUUCUUUGGUGUUGCUUUCAUUAGUAUGGAUGUCGGCCUCAUGUUGUCGGUGGGGUUAGCGUUGUUGAGAGCCCUUUUGUAUGUAGCUAGGCCACCAAGUUCGAAACUUGGUAAAAUACCAGAUACCUCUGUCUAUCGUGACGUAGAACAAUAUCCGGGUGCCAUCGACGUUCCCAAGACUCUAAUUUUGCAACUUGGUUCUCCGAUCUACUUUGCAAAUUCUGGUUACUUGAGAGAAAGGAUUUUGAGAUGGGUUAGAGAUGAAAAGGCCAGUAAAGAAUCUCAAGGAGAUGAUGUUGAGUAUGUUUUAUUAGACUUAGGAGGGGUUACAUCUAUUGAUAUCACCGGUGUCGAAACACUAGUUGAAAUUUUCAGAAGUUUAGAAGUAAAAGAAAUCAAGGCUGUCAUAGUAAAUCCAAGACUCGAAGUUAUGGAGAAGCUAACUCUUACACACUUCAUAGACAAAAUUGGAAAAGAACGCGUGUUUCUUUCUAUCGAAGAAGCAAUUGAGGGGUGCAAGUUUUCACUCAGUCGUUCGAAGGAUUAUGGUAGCGCACAAUGUUAAGAACAUGCUUGUAUUUAUAGUUUGUGUGGUUAAUUGUAGAUGCAUUAAUCCUUCUUGCAAUAUAAUAGUUUGUGUUAAAUCAAAUAACCAAUAAAUGUAAAUCUAAAUUAUCAUUUGGAAAUA
Helianthus annuus (common sunflower) is the source of this 2094-nucleotide messenger RNA. Its product is annotated as probable sulfate transporter 3.5. Gene Ontology annotation, molecular function: secondary active sulfate transmembrane transporter activity. Gene Ontology annotation, cellular component: membrane. Gene Ontology annotation, biological process: transmembrane transport. Bases 37 to 1971 code for a protein of 644 amino acids. Lineage: Eukaryota; Viridiplantae; Streptophyta; Magnoliopsida; Asterales; Asteraceae. The transcript is spliced from 12 exons. The record is from RefSeq and is a predicted model, not a curated record.